Morchella sextelata is the source of this 1491-nucleotide messenger RNA. RefSeq lists its product as uncharacterized. The record is from RefSeq and is a predicted model, not a curated record. Lineage: Eukaryota; Fungi; Ascomycota; Pezizomycetes; Pezizales; Morchellaceae. The transcript has 4 exons. The coding region runs from base 1 to 1491 and encodes 496 amino acids.
AUGCGCUACUUCGAUACCAUAAUGCCUAUGAAUAUUUCCAGCUACCUCUCCUCAAAAACGGUCGAGGUCAAAUCCCGUGAUAUCAGCUUUUUUGUGAACAGCAAGCUGCUCGCGAAAUGGCGACUCCUGCCGAGUGCUAUCACGGGUGCCGAACUUGAGGAGAAAAUCGAACUCUUGGAGUGGGACGGCAAUACGGAAGAGAAGGAGACCCAGAAUGGGGUUUUGCCGUCGGAUCCAGAGCAAUUGGGGGAAAUGUUAAAGGCCCAUCUUAAGGUUUAUACCCUUGCGCAGCACAAGAGGAUAGAGGCACUUCGAGUGAUGGCUUUAGAGAGGCUUAAAGAAGUACUAAAAGCCAUCGAUGGGAGCCUUCUUGAUAAGGAUCCAAACUUGCUGCGCCAUAUUAUUGAAAUGUUGGACUAUGUCUACUUUCCAACUUGCCCUUCCACGGAUUGUGAUGUCGACACUCAAAAACGCUCUAAUGAUCCGAUGCGGGAUGUUGUGUCAACAUUUGCAGCAGCGCAUUUCGAAAAGCUCAAGGGACACGGGGAGAUAAGGAUAUUGAUGGGCAAGGGAGGCGAUUGUGCUGUCGACUUGAUGGAGAAAGUGGCAGCAAGACUCUGCAAUGCCGGAGGAGCUCUUGUGGAAGUUAAAUCGGAGAUGCAGAAGCUCAUGAACGAAGUAGAAAGGAAGCUACAAAAGUCAGAGGAAAAUAACACGGAAAUUACACAAGAUCUAAACGCAGCAGAACGCCGAUUGGAGGCUGCCAAGAAGAGGGAGGAGAAACUGACGGACAAGGUGCGAGAAUCGAACGAGGCAUCUUUACGACUGGAAGCCGCCAAGAGAUCUGAGGCCCUCAAGCUACGAGAGAUAUCAAAGUUAAACGACAAGGUUGCGAACAUGGAGAGGUUGCUCGAGGAGGAAAGAGCAAAGAAAUCCACGAUUCUGCCGCCAGUCCGUCAUAGUAAGGACGAUAUCUCGAUAUCUGGACCGAAGAAACAUCCAUGGGACAAUUUGGAUAAGUUGAUAUUCCUUAUUUCCGGCUGGAACCUUUCCUUGCGUACACUUCUUUCUAUUGCAACAACAACUUUAUUCGUGAUCGUUAUGAUCGUCCUAUCUACUCAUAAGGCCGCCUACGCCCCAUCGGUUCAAACAUUCUCGCAAUCUCAAAGUCAAACCGUCGACGGGAAGUUUUUCCAAAACCUAUGCCAAUAUUAUGGGGCCUAUAACUGGGCUGGGAGCGACUUUGUCAGGGUUGAAGGGAAAUCUCUAAAGGUCGCAUGUAACGAGCACUCGCGUGGUUCUAGAGUCUUACGGCCUGUAAUUUCUGCUGGCAGGCGGGGUGAUAUGUGUAAGUUCUAUGAACAACGGCUGUGGGCUGGAAGUUAUUACUUGGAGCUUGAAGGGAAAUCGCUUGAACUAUACUGUCAAGACACUAGCUAUACGCCCUCUUGCCCUAGACUUCGUGUUUUUGACAAACUGGAGGGAGCAUAA